AUGAAGCUCAGCGUUCUCCUUGCCUUGGGUGCCAGCUCUUUGGCCGCUGCUGCCCCAGCUGCUACUGCCUGUGACUGCGGUGCUGCCGUCACCGAUCGCCUGCUCUUUAGCUCCUCCAUUUCUACCUUCCAAGCCGCCCGCAACGCCCUUAACCCUCCAUGCUGCGACUGGAGCUCUGACAACUGUUCCAGCUCCCCAGACAAGCCACGGGGAUACGACUUUAUCCCAUCCUGCCAGCGUCACGACUACGGAUACCGUAACGGAAAGAGACUCAACCGUUUCACUGAGGACUACCGCAAGAAGGUUGAUGACAACUUCAAGGCUGACCUUUACAACUACUGCAGCCAGUUCUCUGGCCUCGAGAGCUGGAAGGGCGUUGAGUGCCGCCGAUAUGCCGACAUCUACUACUUUUUCGUCCGCGAAUGUGGUGACGGUGAUUGCCCUUAA
Molecule: messenger RNA, 447 nt
Organism: Trichophyton verrucosum HKI 0517
Lineage: Eukaryota; Fungi; Ascomycota; Eurotiomycetes; Onygenales; Arthrodermataceae
Exons: 1
Coding region: 1-447 (148 amino acids)
Biological process (GO): arachidonate secretion; phospholipid metabolic process
Molecular function (GO): A2-type glycerophospholipase activity
Source: RefSeq, a predicted model, not a curated record